Molecule: messenger RNA, 2259 nt
Organism: Maniola jurtina (meadow brown)
Lineage: Eukaryota; Metazoa; Arthropoda; Insecta; Lepidoptera; Nymphalidae
Gene: ClpX
Product: ATP-dependent Clp protease ATP-binding subunit clpX-like, mitochondrial
Exons: 14
Coding region: 376-2100 (574 amino acids)
Biological process (GO): proteolysis; protein catabolic process
Cellular component (GO): mitochondrial matrix
Molecular function (GO): ATP binding; zinc ion binding; ATP hydrolysis activity
Source: RefSeq, a predicted model, not a curated record
CUUACUUCACCAGCUGCAGACAGCUUCACAGAAUACAGAUCAAAAUCAAUCAAAAUCAGCUGUAAACAUCAAUAUGGCCGUUCAUACAUUCACAAAAUAAAAUUGUUUUUGCUAUAAAAUCAUACACUAAAAAAUAGAAAAGUGCAAAUAAAGUAGAGAAACCGCGUAAAAUAUUUUGUUGUAACUUUGCGAGCAGUCGGUGUUGAUGUUGACUAAAAGUGUUGCGUCAUGACAGAAUAGCCUCUCACUGACAAAUAAAUACAAUAAAAAUUGCUCACGAGAGAUUACGGCAAACAAGGAACAUUUCCAUUUCGCUCGUUUCACGUAUCUGUCGAGUAUUUAGCUAAUGUGAUAAAGUGUGCUACGAUAAUUAAAAUGAGCAGCGUACGUUUAAGCUUUGUGUCCGUUGGGAGGAUCGCUGUAAGGAGAAAUUCACAGUUGACAUCAGGAAGCGCACAAAGCUGCCGCACGGUGCGGCGGCCGUGCUCGCGACCGCUGAGCACGUGCGCCGUGCUGUGCAAGAGUCCCACCGAACAGCCGCCUGGACCUCCGCACUCCUCCAAAGAAGCUCCCGGAACAGGUUCGUCAUCAAGCGGCAAGAAGGGCGGCAGCGGCGUGCUCACGUGCCCCAAGUGCGGCGACCCGUGCACGCACGUGGAGACCUUCGUGAGCUCCACGCGCUUCGUCAAGUGCGACAAGUGCCACCACUUCUUUGUCGUGCUCAGCGAGGUGGACACCAAGAAGAGCAUUAAGGACAACGCUGACAGCAAAUCCGGAUUCUACAGAAAGCCUCCACCACCCCCCAAGAAGAUCUUCGAAUACCUGAACAAGCACGUGGUAGGCCAGGAGUACGCCAAGAAGGUUCUCUCCGUGGCCGUGUACAACCACUACAAGCGCAUCUACAACAACGUGACGGGCACCGGCGACGCGCACCAUCCUCUACACCACACGCAUAGAGACCUGCUUCACCUGAGCCACAGCACGGGCGGCGGCGGCGGCGUGGCGGGCGGGGGCGCGGAGGUGCUGGAGAGAAACCACCACGAGCUGAGAUUGGACAAGAGCAAUGUGCUGCUGUUGGGGCCCACAGGCAGUGGUAAGACGUUGCUGGCGCAGACGAUCGCACAGUGCCUGGACGUGCCGUUCGCGAUCUGCGACUGCACCACGCUCACGCAGGCCGGCUACGUCGGCGAGGACAUCGAGAGUGUCAUCGCUAAGCUGCUGCAAGAUGCCAACUUCAACGUGGAACGCGCACAGACCGGCAUCGUGUUUCUGGACGAGGUGGACAAAAUCGGCGCCGUGCCCGGAAUACACCAACUGAGGGAUGUUGGAGGCGAGGGCGUACAACAAGGCAUGCUGAAGAUGCUGGAGGGCGCUGUGGUAUCGGUACCGGAGCGCAACUCGCGCAAGUUGCGAGGCGACGCCGUGCAAGUCGACACGACCAACAUACUGUUCGUGGCCAGCGGCGCGUACAAUGGACUCGACAGGCUAAUCCAGCGUCGCAACAACGAGAAAUACCUAGGCUUCGGCGCCUGGGACCCCAAGUCCGGCCGACGCGCGGCCCUAGCGGCCGCCGCGGCUGACGCGUCCCCACUGGACAGCGCCCGGGAUGAGGCAGAUGAACGCGAUCAUUGGCUGAGAUCCGUGCAAGCGCGGGACUUGAUAGACUUCGGCAUGAUACCGGAGUUUGUGGGGCGAUUCCCAGUGCUGGUGCCGUUCCACAGCCUCAACCAGGACCUGCUCGUGCGGAUACUCACCGAACCCAAGAACGCUAUGGUGGCUCAAUACAAGUUACUAUUCGCAAUGGAUAAGUGUGAGCUUUCGUUCAGCGAUGAGGCGCUGCAAGCCGUCGCUUCGAUGGCCAUGGAGAGGAAAACUGGCGCCCGAGGACUGAGAGCGAUCAUGGAGAAUCUACUUCUGGAGGUGAUGUUCGAGAUCCCUGGCUCAGACAUCACUUGCGUCCACAUACACGAGGGCUGUGUAGUGAGGAGCGAGCCUCCCAGUGUGAGGCGCCGUACGCAGGAGAGGGAGGAGGAGCACCAUUGGCCCUCGGAAGCGUUAGAAAGCGUCGAGUGGCCGCGCACUAACGGCUGCUCUAUAUGACACUGUGAUCUCAAGUCAGAUUCGGAACCAUCUGUCAGCCAGUGCGCGCUGUGAGGGAGAAGUAUGGUGGAACGAACAGACAGACAAACAUACACACAUACCGAAUACCGCGGCCUUGCCUACUGUGACCGCAAGUCUUUUAUACUAUCAUUAGUUUUA